GAGCCAAACAAGGCCUGGGUGAACACGCUUUAAACACGAUUCUUUCACUGUAGAUGAUAGAAAGACAAAUAAAUUAGAAGAGGCGAAGGAAUCAGAAAACACAGCGAUUAGUUGCACAAGAUAUGUAUCAUCCAACAAGAGGUGGAGUUCGUGGUGGUCGAGAUCAAUUCACUUGGGAUGAUGUAAAAGUUGAUAAGCAUAGGGAGAACUAUCUUGGUCAUAGUAUCAAGGCCCCGGUUGGAAGAUGGCAGAAAGGAAAAGAUCUUUUCUGGUAUGCUAGAGAUAAAAAGUCGCAAAAUGCAGAAAUGGAGGCUGCAAAAGAAGAAAUAAAAAGAAUUAAGGAAGAGGAGGAGCAGGCAAUGAGGGAAGCUCUUGGCUUAGCUCCUAAGCGAGCUAACCGUCCCCAAGGCAACCGACUUGAUAAACAUGAGUUUUCAGAACUGGUAAAGCGUGGGUCUACAGCAGAGGACUUAGGUGCAGGUCAUGCUGAAGCAGCAAGGGUUCAAGGUCUUGGUUUUGCAAGAGAACCACGCCCUUGGGAAGAACCCGGUUCUUCAAAGCUUCCAAUUAGUGAUACACCGGCUGAGGAGCAAAAUGUAUCAAUGCCAAAUCAACCAGCAACGAAGACUGAAGAUGAUUCAGAAGAUGAAGGUAGAAGAAAGAGAAGACGUGAGGAGAGGAAGGAAGAGAAACGUGAUAAGCGUGAGAAGCAUCGUUCCCAUGAGGAGAGGAAGCACGAGAAGCGUGAGAGACAUGAGAAGCGGCAUUCUCGUGAUUCAGAUGACAGGAAGAGACAUAGGAAAGACAAGAAGAGGAGACAUGAUUCAGAUUGAAUAUUCCCUCUUGAGUUUUCUCAGUAUCUUAUGUGAAUUAGCAUGUUUAUGCUAGUUUCAUGGCUCUAUGGAUGGUUAUCUUGGUAAUUGACAAUCCUAAAUGCCUGCACGUUGGUACGAACAAUCAGGCAUUCUUAUGUGGUUUUUUAAAUUUGGAAUUCAUGAUUAAGGGAAAUGAAGCCAAUUAGGCUUAGAAAUUGGGAGUGUUCUUGAUUCGGGGUAAAAAUUUAAUUGAAGUAUGCCAUAGAUUAUUCGCCAACCAAAGCAUAACCUGUCACAAGUAAUUGAGGCCUACCAGUAAAGGUUUACUAAGAAUAAAAUUCA
Cajanus cajan (pigeon pea) is the source of this 1157-nucleotide messenger RNA. RefSeq names its product leukocyte immunoglobulin-like receptor family A protein. The record is from RefSeq and is a predicted model, not a curated record. NCBI's taxonomy places the organism in Eukaryota, Viridiplantae, Streptophyta, Magnoliopsida, Fabales, Fabaceae.